AUGGACAGCCUCGUCGGUCGAUGGAAUAUGGAGAAAGGACUCUGCACAGGGACAGAUGCACUGCUGAAACUGCAAGGCAUAAACUGGGCGCUCCGGAAAGGCAUCGGGCUAGCAAGCCUGCGACUCGACGCAUCCAUCUACAAAGACGACCAAAAGCCCGACUCGGAUGUGACGGUUGUCGAUGUCGCCACAACCCCAACAGGCGGACUGGGAGUGACAAGAGAAAGACGAGUCCUGGACUGGUCGCUUGUUGACCACAAAGACUACCUGUUCGGGUCGAAUCAGCACCAGACGCAUUGGGUCUAUGGGGUUAAAGAUGGAGAGGGGCGGGCGUAUCCCGAGUUUGAGCUACAGACUAAGGUUGCGAAGGAUGGGGAGAGGGUCAAGAGGUUUAUGCGUGGCGAGAUAUUGGAGGAUGGGAAAGAGACGGCGUGGGAUUUGGAUGAGCCGGAUGCUGAGGAUAGGCAUGUAUGGCUUCAUACGUUUGUCAGGAAUUUGGACUCUGGGUGGACUGCUGAGCAGAUCUGGGGAUUCGAGGUGAUCAAUGGCACGCGGUACCAUACAAGGCGCAUUGUGUCUGUCAAUACCAAGGGCGAAUACGUGCUGGGCAGGCUGGUCUAUAGUUUUGUGGGCAGGGAAUAG
Messenger RNA from Aspergillus puulaauensis, 642 nucleotides. RefSeq lists its product as uncharacterized. The record is from RefSeq and is a predicted model, not a curated record. The transcript is spliced from 4 exons. The coding region runs from base 1 to 642 and encodes 213 amino acids. Lineage: Eukaryota; Fungi; Ascomycota; Eurotiomycetes; Eurotiales; Aspergillaceae.